CGCCUCACGUUUGCUAUCCGCCAAUACAAAUUUAAAGAAGGAGAAAUAAAAUGGCGGACAGCCACUAGCUCAAUCCACAUAAAAAUAAUACACAAACAUUUCAAAGCAAGGUAAACAGACUCGAAUAUAUUGUUUACACGCUGUCCUCUUUUUACCAAAUUCAUUUUUUAGCCGGGAAUUUAUCUAGCGUUUAUUGAUGUAUUUAUAAUCAAGCCAACUAUAGAUAGAUAGCUAACAUCAAGUCUACCCGUUAGCAUGCUGUGUUGACGGAGCUAGCUAGCUAGCGGUUGUUCGAGCAUGCCCAUGUUAUUAGGUUGGAGGUAGGUACUGCUUCAUAUCCUCACUCUUAAAUGCACAUAUUUGCUGGCUGAAUUUCUAGCUACCGUGAUGAAUUGCUUGGAUUUUGCCCCUGGGGGGAGUCCCGUGUGUUGGCUUUUGUGUGGAUUCUUGAUAUCUUAUGCUAGCUAGGCUAACUUAAAAAUCGGUAUUUUAGUCACAUUACACGGACUAAUGAUGGUAGCUAAUUUCCCUUAUAGCUAGUACAGCAUUGACGUGGGACAUUAUCAUUAAUAGUGGUCUAUAAUAGUGGUCGUAGAAGCGAGCUGGUCUGUCCUACCUAGUACCUAGUAGGUAAUGCCGCUGUCAUUUUUUUCUGGGAAGGGAAAAGGAGGGAGCUGGUCGAUAUCUGCAUGACGCAAGGAAAAAGGCGCACUUCUAUUGAGAGAACCAACUGAAGACUUAUGAUCUUUUAAGGUUUUUUUUAUUGCAUAUUAUGAGUUUUGUUUUUGUGUCUCCUCCAUUGCUAUAGUCUAGUAUUGCGUAUUUGAAACCGCUAUUUAUGACCACUUGUCAGCCCAAUGUAAACUUAGCUAAUGGUAGCCAUGCAAAUUUAUAGUAACUGAGUUUAAGGCUAGGUUAAUUUAGAAGUCUAUUUGAUUGCCAGCUGAAAUGAUGUAGCUACCUAGUUUGCUAGCUUGAAACAGUUACUGAUGCACUGCUGCUGGUGUGUAUGAAUAAUCUAAACCAGUUAGGAUUUAAAAAAAACAGUAGGGCUGCAAGGUUAAAUUGUUAUUGAUAUAUCUUUAAAUGGUUGGUGUGAUUAGCGUGGCUACUUUGUAAAUAUGCAUUAAUUAGGCAAUUUGCCUUUAUCUGCUAUUCAUUUUAAUGUCCUGGCUGCAUGCAUUUUUAUAAACAAUGGAUUUGUGAGUAGCUGUUGACUGCUGUGUCUUGAUGCUAAACAAAUCUAGUCUACUUUGAGGACCAAUAUAAUAUCAGCCACGUGUUUGUCUGACUUAAUCACCUGUGUGUCUAGCCAACUGGUAAUUAACCUAGGCUCAGGGUUAAGGGCCAAAGCCCCUCAAGUCAAGGAUAGCCAGCCAGACAUCCCCAGCCUGGUCAUCAUAGUAAAUAGGAAUUUGUUCUUAACUGACUUGCCUUGUUAAAUAAAGGUUCAAUUAAAUUCAUUCACAGAUCAUUUUUAAGAUCCAAAAUAGAUGGUCACCUCUUGAAAUUAAUACCCUAUAUUGGCUAUAAUGUUACCCAUUCUGUUUCUCCAGUCUGGAUCCUCUUGUUUUGUCAAUACCCCAACAGGGAUGAGUUUUCUGUUUCUACAGUGAGCCCUGAGUGUGUUUGGGUGGGUGACUGAGGUCUGCUGACAGCUGGGGCCACCUCUUUGUUGUACCCUGUCGUCUGCCUCCAACGCCGACCCCCUGCCUGGCCGACAGAAGGGGAGAGUGUUCAGAGCGAAUCCGUGGGAAAGUCAACCUGAGCAUCCACAGAUACUUAUGCCUGCCCAUACCAUAGCCUCACCGCUACCAUGGGGCACUCUGUUUCACAACUUUGACAUCAGUAAACUGCUCACCCACACGGCGGAAUACACGUGGCCUGCGGUUGAGGCUGGUUGGACGUACUGCAAGCUUCUUGAUAUGCCACACCUGUCAGGUGGAUGGAUUAUCUUGGCAAAGGAGAAAUGCUCACUAACAGGGAUAUAAACAAAUUUGUCCAUUACAUUUUAGAGAAAUAAGCUUUUUGUGCGUAUGGAUCAUUUCUGGGGUUCUUUUAUUUACGCUCAUGAAACACGGGACCAACACUUUACAAGUUGCAUUUAUAUUUAUGUUCAGUAUACAUGUCAUGUCUCAUAAUCGAUAUCUAUCUUACCUCCUAUAAUGUUUUAUCUCCUCUGGAUUUGAGAAGAAAGAUAAGUUCAACAGUGAACCUGUCAGUUUGCCUUAGUUCUCGCACAGCAAUGCUAUUUUCCAGAUUUUUGACCACAUUUCUUCUCUAGCCUCUGUUGAGUCACCCUAAUCUUGGCCAACAUACAAGAGUAAGAACUCCAAUAAACUUUUCAUGGAUUAUGAUAGAGACAUGCGGUUUGGACCAUUGGCUUUCUUAGAGGAGUAAAAUACCCGUUGGUCAAAAUAUAAAAAAUGUAUUGGACACCGUAGACUCUAACAUCCAUAACAGUAAUUUUAGCUUUAUUUCUCCAACAUGACAAUAUUUAGAAGUCAGUUAUUUUGGGGGUAUACACUUCCCGUAAGAGGUACUCCAUAAUGCUGGAAUCACCCUUAAAAGGCUAACCAGGCUAGCACUAGUAUAGGCUACAUCAGACUGGCUUCUUGAAUACAACAAUGUAGAAGAAAGGUCCAAAUUGGACCUAAAUUCUGACCUAACAUGAAGGGGGAAGUAUCAAAUGGUUUGUGUUUACUUCAAUGUUGUUUCCCCCUCUCGUUUCCCUUCUUUAGAGAGAGGACUAUUGUGUCUUGAACUUAGUCAGUAUUACUGGACAUGAGGAAGCCAGUGCCACAAAAAGCUAUUGAAUGGAAAGAUGGCAGGCAGAUCAAGCAUGCCCGAAGUGGCCGUCCCUCCCGGGUCCCAUCGCAGUACCAAGGAGGUCACUUCAGUUGGGACAAAUACCUGAAGGAAACAGGUGCUAGUGCUGCACCUGCGCACUGCUUCAGACAGGGCGCAACACCUCCAGUGAAUGAGUUCAAGGCGGGCAUGAAGCUGGAGGCGCAGGACCCUCGGAAUACAACGUCCACCUGCAUUGCUACGGUGGUGGGCCUGACUGGAUCGCGGCUGCGCCUGCGCCUCGAUGGCUCUGAUAACAAGAACGACUUCUGGCGCCUGGUGGACUCGUCAGAGAUCCAGCCUAUCGGCAACUGCGAGAAGAACGCAGGCAUGCUGCAGCCGCCAUUGGGCUUCCGUCUGAACGCAUCCUCCUGGCCGAUGUUCCUUCUAAAAACACUCAACGGAGCCGAAAUGGCCCCAGCACGCAUCUUUCACAAGCAGGAGCCCCCAGCCCCAGAGCAGAACUCCUUCCAGGUGGGCAUGAAGCUGGAGGCGGUGGACCGCAAGAACCCCCACUUCAUCUGUCCGGCCACGGUGGGAGCUCUGCGUGGCGUGGAGGUGCUGGUCACCUUCGACGGCUGGCGGGGUGCCUUCGACUACUACUGCCGCUACGACUCCCGGGACAUCUUCCCCGUGGGCUGGUGCUCUCUCACCGGGGACAACCUGCAGCCGCCAGGCACCAAAGGUCUGUGCGUGCCUGUGUGUAUGUAUGCAGUGCUACCCAAGACCCUCGGUUGCCUUUCAGACGGUAGCGAGGGAACAGCCAUGCACCCCAUGCCAGGACAGCCGCCUGGCCAACGGGGACGCAAGCCAGGCCGCAGGAAAGCCAAGCUGACAGGGCUCUGGGGCCAGAAGGGGGCCGGAGUAGGAACACAAGCCCCCCUGCCCAGAAAUGGACUGGAGCAUAUCAAGGUCCCCAAGAAGAGAGGCCCCAAACCGGGGAGUAAGUUGGGCUGGGCAAAGAAAGCAGGCUGGCUGGAGGGUGCCAUGGCAGGCCCAGGGCGACCCAUGUCCCGGCCCAGAGGGAGGCUGCCAGCCGACUGGGCCCAGAGGAUGGCCCUGCAGGAGGGUCAAGUGGAGUCUAUCAAGAUCCCCAAAAAGAGAGGGCCCAAGCCCGGCAGCAAGAGAAAACCGCGGGUGGUGCCCAACCCCGUGCCUGUUUCCCCCAACAGCAGUAUGCCAGAGCCAGACACCAGCACGGUGCCCCUGGACAACGCCACCAUCCCCAGCGCCGCCUUGCAUGCUGCAACAGUGUGUGUAUACCUGAACAAGUAUGGGAAAGUGGGACCCCACUUGGAUGGGCGGCGGGUGCAGCAGCUGCCCGACCACUUUGGUCCAGGCCGGGCUUCCUCGGUUCUACAGCAGUGUGUCCAGGCCUGUGUGGACUGUGCCCACAACCAGAGCUCUGUCUUCUCCUGCCUCAAGCCAGGUCACGGAGGAGAGGUCAUAUCAGCCCACUUUGACCAGCAGCACCAUACCCUCACCCUGCCCACGGUCAACAGCGUCACGUACGUCCUGCGCUUCCUGGAGAAACUCUGUCACAACCUCUACUGUGACCCUCUGUUUUGCAGCCAGCCCGUUCCCCAAGGGGGACUGCAUUACGAUAGCCACGCCCACCCAGAAAGGAGAAGUUUUAGGGAGGGCCUCACGACGGGUCCAGGAAGAGGCUCCAAGCGGUUCCUUCAAGACUCCUACUACAGCCCCCUCCCCCACAAGCUGGCCAAAAACCUUUGCCUCUCCUCGGAAGGUGAGCCCUUCCUCAUGGUGAACGGUGUAGGGGGUUCGGGGCACUUAAAAAAGAGCCCCCUGUCCCCGGGCUCGACAGGGCAUCCUCUGGGCCUGCGGUCCCCCACCAAGUUGCUACAUCUCAACUCUUCAGGCUCUGAGCGUUUCAGAGAGAGCCCUCGGCCCAGUGGCCAGGACCCCAACCUGUGGACGGUGAAGGACGUCAUGCAGUUCAUCAGAGACAUAGACCCCCUACUGGCCCCCCACGCAGAUCUCUUCAGAAAACACGAGAUUGAUGGCAAAGCCCUCUUGUUACUACGCAGCGACAUGAUGAUGAAAUACAUGGGCUUGAAGCUCGGGCCUGCCUUAAAACUCACAUUCCACAUCGACAAGCUCAAACAUGGACGCCCAAAUUGAGCUCAUCAGUGUCCAGUCCCCCCCUCCCCUCUAUAGGAUAUAAUGCACGGCAUACUACUGGACUAACCAUCACAUGUCGCAUCCGCCACUAGGCUAUGAUACCUGGUGUUAUAUAUCCCCUCCCUUUCUCUGCCGCAUCUAAGAAGCCCUGUGGCGAACUUCUCUUAUUUACAUUUUAUUUCUGUUGUGUGGCACAAUCCAGCCCUACGGCAGAAUUGGAUAUGCAGACUGACUGACUCGCCCACAGCUCCUCCUCAUCCAUCAUGUUACUUGCCUGUUUUUCUAUUCCAUAUUCUCUUACAACAACCUCUACCAAUGAUGCCCUCCCUGUGUGUAGCCAUUUUUUACUGAAAUGGCCAUUUUAGGCCAGAGUUUGUAUUACAUUGUUUUUGAUCACUUUUUUUGUGCCUUCCCUGGAAAAUAUGGACUUGCAUUAGGCCAUUUUGGCUGUUUUGUAUGAAAUAAGUAUACUGAACAAAAAUAUAAAUGCAACAUGUAAACUGUUGGUCCCAUGUUUCAUGAGCUGAAAUAAAAGAUCACAGAAAUGUUCCAUAAGCACAAAAAGCUAAUUUCUCUCAAAUGUUGUUCACAAAUUUGUUUACGUCCUUGUUAGUGAGAAUUUGUUCAUUUACCAAGGUAAUCCAUCCACUUGACAAGUGUAGCAUAUCAAGGAACAGAUUAAACAGCAUGAUCAUUACACAGGUGCACCUUGUGCUGGGUACAAUAAAAGGCCACUCUAAAAUGUGCUGUUUUGCUACAGAUGUCUCAAGUUUUGGCAUGUUGUCUGCAGGAAUGUCGACCAGAGCUGUUGCCAGAGAAUUGAAUGUCCAUUUCUCUGCCAUACGCCGCCUCCAACGUCAUUUUAGAGAAUUUGGCAGUACUUCCAACCAGCCUCACAACCGCAGACCACGUGUAACCACGCCAGCCCAGGAUCUCCACAUCUGGUUUCUUCACCUGCGGGAUCGUUUGAGACCAGCCACCCGGACAGUUAAUGAAACUGUGGGUUUACUGUGAAUUUCUGCACAAACUGUCAUAAACCGUCUCAGGAAAGCUCAUCUUUGUGCUCAUCGUCCUCACCAGUGUCUUGACCUGACAGCAGUUCGGCGCCGCAUCCGACUUCAGUAGGCAAAUGCUCACCUUCGAUGGCCAGUAGCAUGCUGGAGAAGUGUGCACUUCACAGAUGAAUCCCGGGUGUCAACUGUACCGGGCAGAUGGCAGAUAGCGUGUAUGGUGUCGUGUGCGUGAGCAGUUUGCUGAUGGCAAUGUGAACAGAGUGCCCCAUGGUAGCAGUGGGGUUAUGGCAGGCAUAAGCUACGGACAAAGAGCACAAUUGCAUUUUAUCAUGAUGAGAUCCUGAGGCCCAUUGUCGUGCCAUUCAUCCGCCGGUCAUCACCUCAAGUUUCAGCAUGAUAAUGCACGGCCCAAUGUCGCAAGGAAAUGUACACAGUUCCUGGAAGAUGAAAAUGUCCCAGUUCUUCCAUGGCCUGCAUACUCACCAAACAUUUCACCGAUUGAGCAUGUUUGGGAUGCUCUGGAUUGACGUGUACGACAGCGUGUUCCAGUUCCCACCAAUAUCCAGCAACUUCGCACUGCCAUUGAAGAGUGGGACAACAUUCCACAGACCAUAAUCAACACCCUGAUCAACUCUUUGCGAAAGAGAUGAGGCAAAUGGUGGUCACACCAGAUACUGACUGGUUUUCUGAUCCACGCACUACCUUUAUUUUUAAAGAUAUCUGUGACCAACAUAUGCAUAUCUGUAUUGCCAGACAUGUGAAAUCCAUAGAUUUAUGGCUUUUCUGUAAAUUAACUUUACCUUAGUAAAGUCUUUUAAAUUGUUGCACAUUGCAUUUUAUAUUUUUGUUCAGUGUAAUUAAUUCCAGGGGGGAAAACUAGGUUUCUCCCAGCUGUUUGGGAUUUGUUCUGAAUUUAUUUUUGUUUGGAGGCAUGGUUUUCAAACAGUAUGACACACUACAUUAUCAAAACACAUUAUACUGUGCUGAAGAAAUACUGACAUGAUAAACUGUUGCUUUAUCUUGUUAUGGAUGUUUACAAUGACUGUUGUUAUUUGUACUUUUUUUAUUUUUAUACUAUAUUAUUAGAGUUCAUACAUUGAGAGCUUUAUCAUACUCAUUAAUGUUCAAUAAAGAUAUAAUAACUGUU
Oncorhynchus keta (chum salmon) is the source of this 7149-nucleotide messenger RNA. RefSeq names its product polycomb protein SCMH1-like. Bases 2785 to 4989 code for a protein of 734 amino acids. Gene Ontology annotation, cellular component: nucleus. The record is from RefSeq and is a predicted model, not a curated record. Gene Ontology annotation, molecular function: protein binding. Lineage: Eukaryota; Metazoa; Chordata; Actinopteri; Salmoniformes; Salmonidae. The transcript is spliced from 16 exons. Gene Ontology annotation, biological process: regulation of DNA-templated transcription.